AUGAGCAAAUUAAUUCCACAACCUCAACCAACGUUUUUGAUUGGAAAUUUGAAAGAGAUAGAUUCUACUCAUGGUUUAGAGUCUCUGAAAAGAUUGCACAAACUGUACGGUGAUAUUUAUCGAUUGACCUUUUUUAACAAAAGUUUUGUGGUAGUUUGUAGUCAAGAAAUUGUUAACUUUGUAUGUGACGAAACAAAAUUCGAUAAAAAUGUUAGUCAAGCUCUAGAAGAAUUGAGAGCUGCAGCUGGCGAUGGACUCUUUACUGCACAUACGUCAGAACCAAAUUGGAAACUUGCUCAUAAAAUCUUAAUGCCUGCUUUUGGACCACAAGCCAUUCGAGAUAUGUUUCCAGCUAUGAUGGAUAUAUGUACACAACUUAUUCUUCGAUGGGAACGAUUUGCUGGGGAAGAAAUUGAUGUUUGCGAUAAUUUGACUCGUUUGACGUUGGAUACUAUUGCUUUAUGCAGUUUCAAUUAUCGAUUCAAUAGUUUCUAUCAUAAUACAAUGCAUCGUUUUGUUGAUGCUAUGAUAAAUGUUCUUAUUGAAAGUGGUAAACGUGUUGGACGAUUUUCUUUGCAAAAUACACUGAUGAUGACAACUGCGCGUCGCUACAAGAAUGAUGUUGAAUAUAUUCACAAUCUAUGCGAUGAAAUUGUUCAAGAACGUCGUAAAAAUCCAAAUGAUGUUAAUGAUUUACUUAAUCGAAUGAUUAAUGGUAAAGAUCCAGAAACUGGUUAUCAAUUAUCUGAUGAAAAUAUUCGUUAUCAAAUGUUUACUUUUUUGGUUGCCGGACAUGAAACAACAUCUGGACUUCUUUCAUUUACAUUAUAUUAUCUUCUAAAAAAUCCACGUGCGUUACAAAAAGCACAAGCAGAAGUCGAUCUAUAUAAUGAAAUUACAGUUGAUACAUUAAGCAAAUUAAAAUAUAUCGAUGCAGUAUUAAAAGAAACACUUCGUUUACAACCUACAGCACCAGGAUUUAGUUUAGAAUCGAAGAUAGGUGAUAUCAUGCUUCCAGGUGGUUACAUAGUUGAGAAAGACGAUAUGAUACUUGUUCUUUUGUCUGGAUUACAUCGUGAUCCAAAGGUAUGGGACCAACCAGAAGAAUUUAUUCCAGAACGAAUGCUCAAUGGUGGAUUUGAAAAACUUCCACCAAAUUUAUGGAAACCAUUUGGUAAUGGGCAACGUGCUUGUAUCGGUCGACCUUUUGCAUGGCAGGAGAGUCUUCUUGCUAUUGCCCUUAUACUUAAACAUUUUAAUAUUGAAUUUGUUGAUCCAUCGUAUGAUCUUCGUAUUAAAGAAACCUUAACAAUCAAACCAGAUGGUUUUAAAAUACGAGUUCGACCACGUCAACAAAUAGGAUUUCUACUUAAUACAAAUGUCAAACAAUCAGAAAAAAUACCAGAAAAAACAAAACAACAAAUUGAUAGAGAACAUCUUCGACCAAUGUGUAUUCUUUUUGGUAGUAAUUCUGGUUCUUGUCAAUCUUUUGCAGAUACAUUAGCAUCUGAAGCACCUCUCUAUGGUUAUAAUGCAACAGUAGCGAAUCUCGAUUCUUCUAUUGGAUGUCUUCCAAAUGAUCGACCUAUUAUAAUAAUAACUGCUUCAUAUGAAGGUAAACCAUGCGACAAUGCCAAACAAUUUGUCGCUUAUCUUGAAUCAAAACCAAAAUUAGAAAUCAAUUAUGCUGUAUUUGGAGCUGGUCAUCAUGAUUGGAUUGAUACGUAUCAAAAAGUUCCAACUUAUAUUGAUCAGAUGAUUGAAAACAUGGGUGGUAAACGAAUUAUUGAACGUGGUGUUGGUGAUGCUGCAGGUGAUUUUUUUGGUGCAUUUGAAAGUUGGAAAGAAAAUCUAUUUCGAGCAUUACGAAAAGAUACUGGGGAUCAAAAUGUGUUUAGUAAUGAAAAACUUUCAAUCGAAAUUGUCAAUUCAAGUAGACAUCUUGGGCAAAUAACAGAUUUUGGUGUUGCUUUACAAAAUAAAAUUUUAGUUGACGCAAAUGAAAUUGGACCUAUGAAACGACAUUUGGAAAUACAAUUACCAAAAGGACAAACUUAUCGUACUGGAGAUUAUCUUUCUGUUUUACCAACAAAUCCAAUUGAAAUUGUUUCUCGAGUUCUUAAACAAUUUCAUUUAUCUGGUGAUACUCAUAUUAAAAUUAAUUCUUCGACGAAUACAUUCUUUCCAACAAAUUAUCCAGUUAGUGCAUUUGAUAUUUUAAUUGGUUAUGUUGAGUUAGCUCAACCAAUCAGUAAAAAGCAAAUUGAAAUUCUUGCUGGAUUAUGUAAAAAUGAAACAGAACAAAUACGCCUUACAAAUCUUGCUGGAGAUGAAUAUGAAAAAGAAAUUCUUGAUAAACGAAUAAAUAUUUUGGACAUUCUUGAAUUAUAUCCAUCAUGUAAACUUUCAUUUGCACAAUAUCUUCGAAUGCUUCCAUCACUUCGUGUUCGUCAAUAUAGUAUUUCGUCAUCACCUUUAUGGAAUUCUGAAGUUGUAACAAUAACAUGGGAUAUACUCAAUAGACCAUCAUUAAGUGGAAUUGGACAAUAUUAUGGUGUUGCAUCGAAUUAUCUUGCAAAUCUCAAAGAAGGUGAUCAUAUUAGUUGUAGUGUUCGAGCAAGUAAUGUUAAAUUUCAUCCACCUGAAGAUACAAAAGUACCUAUUGUUAUGAUAGCUGCUGGAACUGGAAUUGCACCAUUUCGUGGAUUUAUUCAAGAAAGAGCAGCUCAAUUCGUAUGUGGAAGAGAUAUUGGACGAACAAUUCUUUAUUAUGGAUGUCGAGCAAAUGAAGAUUUUUUGUAUUCAGAUGAAUUAGAUAAGUGGUCGAAACUUGCUGCAAUAGAAGUCAAAUCUAUUUUCUCUCGUCAAAAAAAUGAUGACAAAAAAUAUGUUCAAGAUUUACUUUGGGAAGAUCGAAAUGAGAUUGCUAAAUUGUAUUCCAUUGGUGCACGAUUUUAUACAUGUGGUAGUGCUAACAAAUUAGGUACAUCAGUGAAAACAUGUUUUAUCAAGAUCAUUGCAGAAAUUAAACAAUGUAAUGAAGUUGAAGCAGGAAAAAUUCUUGAAGAAAUUUCACUUGAUCGAUAUAGUGUCGAUGUUUUUACAUAA
Adineta steineri is the source of this 3108-nucleotide messenger RNA. The record is from the annotation of a GenBank genome assembly. Lineage: Eukaryota; Metazoa; Rotifera; Eurotatoria; Adinetida; Adinetidae.